This is a messenger RNA of Oxyura jamaicensis (ruddy duck), 2885 nucleotides long. It is a transcript of the gene MECR, whose product is annotated as mitochondrial trans-2-enoyl-CoA reductase. Gene Ontology annotation, cellular component: mitochondrion. The record is from RefSeq and is a predicted model, not a curated record. Gene Ontology annotation, molecular function: trans-2-enoyl-CoA reductase (NADPH) activity. NCBI's taxonomy places the organism in Eukaryota, Metazoa, Chordata, Aves, Anseriformes, Anatidae. The transcript has 9 exons. Bases 1360 to 2259 code for a protein of 299 amino acids. Gene Ontology annotation, biological process: fatty acid metabolic process.
UAAUUAUAAAACUGAUUUUUCCACGAAAACCCAAGCGGCAGGUUGGUGCUGGGCUGCCUGUGGUGCUGGUGUUGCGUGGAGGCUUUUUGCCCACAUCUUAAACACGCGAGCAGCUCCAUCUUGGGUGACCCUUGCCAAAACGCAAGGUUUUGAGCAAAAGCCACAGGUCGGCACACGUGGCCAUGCCCAGAAGCUGCAGAGCUGUACCCUGCAGGUCUCUGAUCCCAAACUGCUUGAAGGUUUUUGGACCCUCCUGGGAGCCUCCCACAGGCUGUCAGUGCAGUUUGGGGUUUGUUUCAAAGCAAAAAGCAAGAUUCCUGCUUGCUAAAAGCCUUCUGACAAGGCCAGGGGGGUGUUUAAUCCAGAACCCCGAGUCUCCAAAUCACCCAGGCAGCUUCAAGGAGAGAAGGAAAACACUUUGCCAGCACAAGACAAGCUGUGAAGGAAAUUCAGUGUAUUGUUCCUAAUGACACGUACUUAGCAGCAUGUAAUUGCGGCAAAUAACUGCUCUUAAAAUUGGCAGCGCGCGGGGUCUGCACCACCUCCUUUGCAGAGCCACCAGCUCGUUCAAAUGCAGUUCAAAUUGCCCUCAUCUUGCAAAUGGGAGCCUCUGGAUGGCUUUGCCCCCGGCUGGCAGAUAGGUCAGGCAGCAAUCAGCUUCCCCUUCCCCUUGGGGUGCGUCGUGGCGCAAGCUGGAGGAGCUUGCUCCAUCCCUGGGUGGUGGGACACGUCCCUGCGCCUCGGCGUCCUCUUUGCUGGAAGGACCCCGCUGCCAGGAGGGUGCAGGACCCAAGGCGGCCACAAAAUGUUGUGCAGUUCUCCCCGUGGCCGUGCACGGCAGGAGGGAGCUGAGCUGAACGGUUUCGUGAUGGGAGGAUGCUAGUGACGAGGGGCUUGGCUUAGUGAUGGGACUCCAUAGGUCAGGCUGAGGUUGGGCUUGAUGGUCAUGAAGGUCUUCUCCAGCCUAGGUGGUUCUGUGGUUCCAAAUCAGCCAGCCCUGGUGUAAGAGCGUUCUCCUUGGAUUUUAAACAGUCUGGUGGCAAAGGGGCUGGGAUGUCUUCUCCUCAGAGGGGCUUUUCUCUGUGCGGGACAUGUUUGGGUUUGUUCCUCAGAUUGGUGCGAGGUGCUGGGAGUGGAGGUUGGAGGGGCAGUGGAGGUGCCACGUUAGGCGCUGUUUGAUGUAUUAUUUGCUAGAGGAGAUGAGGGAAAAUGGUGCUGCUUAUCUUAGGCCGGAUGCUUUGUAUAGGUAAUUCAGGAAUCUCUCCUAGGUCCCUUAACUGAGUCUUCCUUUGCGUGACCCCGCACAGGCUGAAGGAGCUGGAGGUGCCCAGGCUGGGGCACUCGGACGUCCACGUCAAGAUGCUGGCGGCCCCCAUCAAUCCGGCUGACAUCAACAUGAUCCAAGGCACCUACGCCAUCCUGGCCCCGCUGCCGGCCGUGGCGGGGAACGAAGGCGUCGGGCGCGUGCUGGAGGUCGGCCCCGGCGUGACGGCGCUGAGACCCGGGGACUGGGUCAUCCCGGCCGAUGCGGGACUCGGGACGUGGCGGACGCAGGCGGUGUUCCCCGAGGCGAGCCUGCUGCAGGUGCCCAGCGACAUCCCGCUGCUGUGCGCCGCCACGCUCAGCGUCAACCCGUGCACGGCGUACCGCAUGCUGUCCGACUUCGAGAGGCUGGCACCGGGUGACUCCAUCAUCCAGAACGCAGCCAACAGCGGCGUGGGCCAGGCUGUCAUCCAGAUCGCGAAAGCCACUGGCGUCAGGACCAUCAAUGUGGUCAGGGAUAGACCUGAUCUCCCAAAGCUGGUGGAGAGGCUGAAGGCCCUGGGCGCAGACCAUGUCAUCACGGAGGACAUGCUGAGAAAGCCAGAAAUGAAAGAGAUAUUUAAGAGCAUCCCAAAGCCUCGGCUCGCCCUGAACUGCGUCGGAGGCAAAAGCACGACGGAGAUGCUGCGGCAUUUGCAACCCAAAGGGACCAUGGUCACCUACGGGGGCAUGGCAAAGCAGCCUGUGACGGUGCCGGUGAGUGCCUUCAUCUUCAGGGACGUGAAGCUGCGUGGCUUCUGGAUGACCCAGUGGAAGAAGGACCACGCACAUGACAAGGAGAGCCUGACCAGCAUGAUGGACACCCUGUGCCAGCUGGUGCGGAGGGGACAGCUCGGCGCGCCCGCCUGCACCACGGUCCCGCUGGAGGACUUCAGGGAGGCCCUGGUGGCUUCGAUGCAGCCCUUCACCUCCUCCAAGCAGGUCCUCCUCCUCUGACUGCUUGCAGGUCUUCCUGUUGGUGUCUGCAGAGGGAAAGCUCCAUGUCCAUUGAUUUUUUUGUUUUGUCCCUUUUUUAUUUUUGGUGCCCACUUCAAGGCUUAAAAGCCUCUGGAAGUUUGCCCAGGAGGCACCGUGAGCACAGGCUGGGGUUGCUCCUGGAGGGAGAUUUUGGUCUCAUUUUAGCUGGUUGUUAAUUUUGUUGCAGCAGAAAGCCUGGGCUCUUCCCUAGACCAUCUCAAGGGAAAGGAGUCUCUCCUCUUUGCAGACUGAAUUACACAGCAAAACCACUUUUAAAAAAUACGUAUUUAAAAAAAAUAUAUUUUUUUCCCUACACAGCACAUGCAGUGCUGGCAGGACUAGGGGAGUGCCCGUGCUGGGUGUAGGACAAGGGGACAAUGUAGGGAUAGGAUUCGGGUCCCCAUCCCUGGGUUCACCCCGCAGCUCACCAGCCGGAGCCUCCAAUGUGACUUUUGCAAUACCUGAACUUGAAUUCAGUUUUACUGCUGUUACUGAACCACCGCCACUACUGAUUGUGCAAUGCACAGAGAAACCUCUGGAAAAUCAAUGUCUAAUGUAUGUCUAUUUUUGCAAGAUGCUGCCAAUAAACUUUUCUGUGCUCAAAG